Molecule: messenger RNA, 2639 nt
Organism: Xiphophorus hellerii (green swordtail)
Lineage: Eukaryota; Metazoa; Chordata; Actinopteri; Cyprinodontiformes; Poeciliidae
Gene: foxi3a
Product: forkhead box I3a
Exons: 2
Coding region: 1731-2477 (248 amino acids)
Biological process (GO): anatomical structure morphogenesis; cell differentiation; regulation of transcription by RNA polymerase II
Molecular function (GO): RNA polymerase II cis-regulatory region sequence-specific DNA binding; DNA-binding transcription factor activity, RNA polymerase II-specific
Source: RefSeq, a predicted model, not a curated record
GAUACGUUUAUUGCGACUCCUGAGAGCUGCUGUGAGAAACGCUGACAAUCUCUGCUCCCCACACUCGCUAUUCCAGCUCCUGAUUCGCCACCAGGGGGCGUGCGUCUGACUGAGAUGCUUUAAAACCUGGACAGGAUGUGAUGUAACAAACAGGGAAACUGCAGUACCACCGUUCAAUAUAAAGAGGGCAACAAUGAGACGUUUUAGGCCUUUUAAACAAAUUUACACAGAAAUAUCAAAAUUAGUUCAGAAACAUGAAGCUAGUAUCAGUUUAUAGAGUUUAUUUGGAAAAAAACAAAUUUAGUUUGAGGUUUAGUUUCACUGUAAAAACAUUCAGUUUAUUAGCUUCCUUUGCUGGUUGGAGGUUUUACAUCUGGAGACAGUUGAAGGUGUUCAGUUACCUGUUCCCAUGGUAACACCCCCUCAACCCCCUAACCCUCACACCAAGUGGUCGGUUGCUGAUGUUUUGACUGUUCCCUCCGCAGAUUACUGCCGCUCGCCUCCAACCGCCAGCAGCCUGAGCGGAUCAGGACGUGAUGAGAUAACGAAUCCGUUAGCUGCAGCCUGACUGAUGGAGAUGAAUUAACGAUCUGAGUGUGUGAGGGGUAAUCUGUAAAUCCACUCAGCGCUCGCUGCUGACAGACUGGCAGUUCAUUUAUCAGCUGGGAACUGCGUGUGUUUUAACUAGAAAUGUCUGAACAGAAAUCCAGCAGCUCAACAUCUGGAGUUCCUCAGGGUUUCACCCUGGAUGUUUGACCAGCUUUACACACCAGAUAAACAAAAGAAGAAGAAGACAAGAUAAGAGGAUCAGAAACAAAACAGAAUAGAGCUCCAACUUUUAAAGAUUCAGUUAAUUUGUUACAUUUAGUUUAUCAAACAAAUCUAUUUACUAGACUGGUUUUCUGUUUGCAGUGCUGUGAGCUCAGUGGGUUGUGUGGAGUAGCUCUGAGCGGUCAGUAUGUCCCAGAGUGACCUCAGUCUGGAGGAAUCAUUCGGCUGACCUUUGACCUCGUUAAUAAUCUGAACUGAGCUGCCAUGUUUUUAAAGAUGGUGCCCAGAAACCAGUAAAGCCUGAUAUGAUCCUAGUUUCAGCUGCAAACAGAAAACCUGCUGAGUCAGCGUUUGGUUCUGGUUCUGGUUCUAAUCCGAUCAAGGAGGUUCUGUCUGAUGGCUGCAGAUUAAAACGUCUUCAGGAAGUCUCCGGGUCCAAUCCGGUUUCAACGUUUAUUCCUGGAAACGUCAACAACUGGAAACCUGGGAACGAAAACACCUGGAGGAGAGAACCGAUUCAACCGUAAUGAACUGAUAAAUGAAACUGAUUGAUAAAUAAAGUGAUAAUCACUUUGGAAGAAACUGGUCCAAACACGUCCCAGUUCUGAUCCGACUGCUGGUUCUGUUUACUUCAGAGAAACUUGGCUCUGAUUUCAGGGAUUAAAUGUUUUUCACAGCUUCUCAGGAAGUGAGUAAAACUAUGUAGAACCUGAACCGGAUCAGAACCUGGACUGGAUCAGAAACUGAACUGGAUCAGAAUCAGGACUGGUUCAGAACCAGGACCGGUUCUGGUGGAAGAAUCUCCCCCUGGCUGACUCAGGUCCUAACGUGUCACCCUGUUGCCCCGGGGCAAAUAUUCUGCCUGUUCUUAUUCAAAUCAAGCCAACAGCCAAUCAGUGGGCAGUGGGCGGGGCUUGGGGCUAUAAGAAGCCCAGGUGAGCAGCAGGUGUUCAGACAGCAUGGACCAGGCUCUGGUUCUGGACGGGUCCACCUGCAGCCUUUACCCCAGCUCCGCUCCAUCUUCCUGGCCGGUUCCGGACCCGUUCCCCGGCACCGCUCCGCUCUGGUCCUGGUUCUGCUCCUGGGAUCUACUGGGCCCGGUGCGGCCCCCAUACUCGUACUCAGCCCUUAUUGCCAUGGCGAUCCAGAGCUCGCCCAAUCAGAGGCUGACGCUGAGCCAGAUCUACAGCUUCGUGUCGACCCAUUUCCCGUUCUACGACCGCAACCGGGCCGGCUGGCAGAACUCCAUCCGCCACAACCUGUCGCUCAACGACUGCUUCAGGAAGGUCGCCCGCGGCGAUGACGACCCAGGUAAGGGCAGCUACUGGACUCUGGACCCGGACUGUGGGAAGAGGUUCGACAACGGCAGCUUCCGCCGCAGGAGGAAGAGGAAGUCUGACAGGAAUCCAUCAUCAUCAUCAUCAGAGCCCAGCUCCAAAUGUCCCAGCAUGCACUGCAGCAGCUCUGCUCUUCCUCACUCUGACUCCUCCUCUUCAUCGCUGAACUUCCUGGUUCCAGACUCCACUCCUCCUCCUCUUCCUCUUCCUCCUCCUCUUCCUGUCUUCCCCCCACCCCAGGGGACUCCCCCCCCACUCUCCUGCCUGGCCGACCAUCAGGCCUGCAUGGAGCCCGGUUCCGGUUCUGAUCCGGGUUUCUCCGAGUUCUUCAGCGAUGCUCUGCUGCUCGACUUUCUGCUCCUUCAGUGAAAAGACUCCACUUUUAUAUUUAUCUGAUUAAAUCUGAAAUAAGGUGAUGAAGUUUGAAAAUAAAAUCACCUUUAGGAAUUAAAAAAAAAGGGAAGAAAAAAAUUUGCUCAUUUUUAUUGUUUUUUAAAAAAAAAAUCAGAUAUUAAUUAAUGUAUCCAUUAA